AUGGACAACAUCUUCGCCGCCCACCAGCAGCAGGAGACCAAAGGCAACCUCUCCAAGACCAUCGACUCCGUCCAGUCCCUCAUCGACCUGCUCCAAAGCACCCGCGAUCAUGUCGCCGCCGACCCUUCCAUGUCCGCGCUCCACCUGGCGAAGCUCCAAACACCCGUCAAGCAGUCCUUCACCAAGCUGGAAGAGGAUCUCAAAGAGGUGAACAAGGGCAUGAACGCAUACCAGAAAGCUCUCAAGGACAAGUUCAAGACGGCGAGUCUGCCGACGAGCAGUAAUGAGGUGUUGAGCGAGAAGGAGGAUUUGGUGAAUCGCGCGAUAGCUAUGCACUUGCUGCGAGAGGGGAAGUUUAAUGUGGCCAGGACGUUUGUCAAGGAAGUCAGUGCGAGGGCACCGUCGGAGGAUAGCGAGGAGACGAUUGAAGUAGACUUGGAGACGGGCGAGCCACGUAACACGAGGAGCUGGAUCGAGGACUUGGCAGACGCGGAUGAUGUGAUGAUAGACGGCAUGGAGGCUGUGGCGGACGGAGAGCUGGAGCGUAGUGGGCUCCAGAGGAAGUUCACCGACAUGUACCACAUCCUCGACUCACUGCGGAAUCAGCACAACCUGGAGCCUGCAAUAGAAUGGGCACGACAGCAUUCCUUCGAACUCGAGAACCGCGGCUCCAAUCUUGAAUUCGAACUCGCCCGGCUGAAAUUCGUCGAACUCUACACAACCGAAGACAUCAUGGACGACGAACCAUUCGCGGGCCCUUUGCGAGCCCUGGAAUACGCCCGCGAAACAUUUCCCGCCUUCAACAACCGCUACGCACGAGAGACCUCAUGUCUCCUCGGCUCCCUCGCCUUCUCCCCAGAGCUAGGAACAUCCCCCUACAAGCCCUUCUUCUACAACUCCUCCUCCUUCGAAGAAGCCUCGGCGAGCUUCACACGCGAAUUCUGCGGAAUGCUCGGCCUCUCCUCCCAAUCACCCCUCUACACGGCCGUCACAGCCGGCGGCAUCGCCCUCCCGAUCCUCGAGAAAGUCGAACGAGUCAUGGCGCAGUCUAGAGGACAGUGGACGUCCGUGAACGAGCUCCCCGUCGAGACACCCCUCCCACCCGGCUUCGCAUUCCACAGCAUCUUCGUCUGCCCCGUCAGCAAAGAACAAGCCACAGAUGCGAACCCGCCGAUGAUGCUGCCCUGUGGCCAUGUCAUCGCGCGGGAGAGUCUGGAUAUGCACAGCAAAGGCAAGAGUCGGAUGAAGUGUCCGUAUUGCCCGAAUGAGAGUCAUCCGAGGGAGGCGAAGAGGGUGUAUAUAUAA
Zasmidium cellare ATCC 36951 is the source of this 1305-nucleotide messenger RNA. RefSeq lists its product as uncharacterized. Gene Ontology annotation, cellular component: GID complex; cytoplasm; nucleus. The coding region runs from base 1 to 1305 and encodes 434 amino acids. Gene Ontology annotation, biological process: proteasome-mediated ubiquitin-dependent protein catabolic process. The transcript has a single exon. Lineage: Eukaryota; Fungi; Ascomycota; Dothideomycetes; Mycosphaerellales; Mycosphaerellaceae. Gene Ontology annotation, molecular function: protein binding; ubiquitin protein ligase activity. The record is from RefSeq and is a predicted model, not a curated record.